Messenger RNA from Glycine soja, 1185 nucleotides. RefSeq lists its product as uncharacterized. The coding region runs from base 1 to 1185 and encodes 394 amino acids. The record is from RefSeq and is a predicted model, not a curated record. The transcript is spliced from 2 exons. Lineage: Eukaryota; Viridiplantae; Streptophyta; Magnoliopsida; Fabales; Fabaceae.
AUGGCUUCCUCGAAUGGAAAUUUUUCAGCAUCCAUGCCUGUUCUCAAAGGCAAGAACUAUGAUGAUUGGUGUGCUCAGAUGAACGUAAUCUUUCGAUUUCAAGAUGUGACAGAAGUGGUGCAAGAAGGGGUUCAAGAACUUGACAGGAACCCAACUGAUGCACAGAAGGUGACUCACCGUGAUUUGAUGAAAAAAGAUGCAAAGGCGUUGUUCAUUAUUCAUCAGUGUGUAGAUGCAGAUAAUUUUCAAAAAAUUAGAUCUGCUGAUACUGCAAAGAAGGCAUGGGAUACUCUAGAGAAAUCCUAUGCAGGGGAUAGCAAACUCAAGAAGGUGAAGUUGCAGACCUUGAGAAGGCAGUAUGAACUUCUACAGAUGAGUGAUCAAGAAAGCAUUGGUGAGUUCUUUUCUCGAAUCUUGGCAAUUACAAAUCAAAUUAAUGCUUAUGGUGACAAGCAAUCAGACUUGGGGAUCAUUAACAAGGUAUUAAGAACCUUGACACUAAGAUUUGAUCAUAUAGUGGUGGCAAUUGAGCAAGGCCAGAAUCUUGAAGAGAUGAAGAUUGAAGAACUGCAAGGAAUUCUUGAAGCUCAAGAGAUGAGGCUCAAUGAAAGAAAUUCACAAAGAUCAGUUGAGCAAGCUAUGCAAGCCCAAACAACCAAAGGGAACAACUAUGAUGGUGGCAAGAAUAAGAAGGGAAAGGGAAAGUGGAAGAACAAUAAGUGGAAGGGGUCAAGUGAGGGCUCCAGCAGUUCUGAAAAUCAUAACCAGAAUGAAGAAACAGACAAGAAAGGUGGAGGGAAUCACAAAGUGGAUGAAUGCAGAAAUAAAAGGGUUCCAAGAAAUGCAGAUGAGGCUCAAUUGACACAAGAUGAGGAUUUUGACUCUGAUAAAGUGUUACUAAUGGCAACAACAAACUCAGAAGAAGACAAUGUUAAUUUGUGGUAUCUUGACACAGGCUGUUCCAAUCACAUGACUGGACAUAGAGAGUGGUUUGUAAACAUUGAUGAUAAGGUGAAGAGCAAGAUCAAGUUUGCAGAUAACAGCUCUGUAACUACAGAAGGCAUUGGAAAGGUGAUGAUUCAGAGGAAGGAUGGACAACACUCAUUUAUCAAUGAUGUGCUAUAUGUUCCCAAUAUGAAGAAUAAUUUGCUGAGUUUGGGACAGUUGCUAGAAAAGGGCUACUAA